AUGAAGAAGAAGAAGAAGAAGCAGCAGCAGCAUUUCCGCUCAUUGGCUGGCAAAGAGUUUGGCAGCAUGGAUGGCCUCAAUGGCUUUGCCGUGGGUGGCAAUAGCAAAAAGAAGAAGAAGAAGCGACGCCAUAGUCGCACCAUCUUCACCAGCUAUCAGCUGGAGAAGCUUGAGGAAGCCUUCAAGGAGGCGCACUAUCCCGAUGUCUAUGCCCGCGAGAUGCUCUCACUGAAGACCGAACUGCCCGAGGAUCGCAUACAGGUUUGGUUCCAGAACCGACGCGCCAAGUGGCGCAAAACGGAGAAAGUCUGGGGCGGCAGCACCAUAAUGGCCGAGUAUGGAUUAUAUGGAGCUAUGGUGCGACACUCGCUGCCGCUGCCGGAGACCAUACUGAAGUCGGCCAAGGAUAAUGAUGCGGUGGCGCCCUGGCUACUAGGCAUGCAUCGCAAGUCAAUUGAGGCGCAGUCCGCGUUGCGUGACGACUCCGGCGUAAGUGAUCAUGAGGACUCCGGCGGCUCCAAGUCCGCGCAUUCGGAUGAGCUGCGCUCGCAUUCGCGCGCCUUAAGCUCCUCCACCGAAUCGCUGAAUGUCGUCAGUCCGGCGCCCAGCAGCUGCAACACCAACGCCUCCACGGCCCCGCCCACAUGCAGCAGCAGCUAUGCAGCCGUCAGCUCUGCCGCCACCACGCCCACUGGCGGCGCCACUACCAACAGCUCCAGCUCGCCGCACAUUGAGCUCAGUUCGCCCUCACCGCAGGCGCAGACGCAGACGCAGCUGCUCCAGCAACAGUCGGCGGCGCCACCAGCUGCAGCUUUGCAGCAUUAUGGCGCUGCCACGCCCAGUUAUCAUCCGCUGCUGGAUGCAGCCAAUGCAGCUGGCGCCGGCGCUGCAGCCACCAGCAAGGAUUUCCAUUUGAUUAUGAACACAGCUGUGGCGGCAGCAGCGGCGGCCGCGCAGCAGCAGCAGCAGCAACAACAACAACAGCAGCAGCAGCAACAGCAGCAUCACUUGUCUGCCGCCGCAGCAGCUGCUGCACUCAUGGAGCACGAUCCGGAUGCGUUUAGAAAUAAUUCGAUUGCUUGCCUGCGUGCCAAGGCGCAGGAGCAUCAGGCGCGGCUGCUCAACAAUGGCGGCCUCUUUCUUCAGGUGCGUAGCUUUGCACAGGCGCAGGCGCAAGAUCUGCUCAAGCACGAGGAGCACACGAAGAGCAGCAGCGAGGCGGUCUGAGCAGUAGACAAAACCAAA
Messenger RNA from Drosophila busckii, 1245 nucleotides. It is a transcript of the gene Vsx2, whose product is annotated as diencephalon/mesencephalon homeobox protein 1-A. The record is from RefSeq and is a predicted model, not a curated record. The transcript has 5 exons. Gene Ontology annotation, cellular component: nucleus. Gene Ontology annotation, molecular function: sequence-specific double-stranded DNA binding; DNA-binding transcription factor activity, RNA polymerase II-specific. Lineage: Eukaryota; Metazoa; Arthropoda; Insecta; Diptera; Drosophilidae. Bases 1 to 1227 code for a protein of 408 amino acids. Gene Ontology annotation, biological process: regulation of transcription by RNA polymerase II.